CGAGGCGGGAGAGCGAGCGGCGACUUCCCCCGCCAUUCCCCUUGACUCUCUUUUCCUUCUUUUCCUUCUUCUUCUUCUUUAAUUUUCUUCUUUUCUUUAAUUUUCUCGUAAGGAAAGAAAGAAAAAAAAAACUCGUAAGGAAAGAAAAAGGAAAAAGAAGGAAAAACACGAACGAGGAGAAGAAAGAAAAAAAACAGCGGGAGCAACGGAAAAUAGAAGAAAUUCAAAGAUCAAAAUCCGAUUUUCUCCCAAUUAGUUUGACCUCCCCGUAACCGUUUCUCACCAACAUCAUUAUUCUUCUCUUCCUCCUCCUUUCUCCCUCGCUCUUUUCCUCAGUUUCCCCAGCUCUCCAUUCCUUCUCUCCGAUUUUUCCAUCCUCCUCUGUCGUCUCUCUUUCCCCAUGAUAUGGAUUUCCGACCGUCGUUAAUUACGCUACCGCUCGUUCUCCUCCACCAGCACCGACGAGCUGCCAUGGAAAGAACGGAAGCGAUCGGCAUUUGAAUUUGUGUUUCUCCUACGCUGUUCAAUUUUCUUCUUCUUCUUCUUUUUUCCUUGUGUUCCUUUCGGAGGAACAUGAUUGUUGUUUUGAUUUCUCGCCACCAUGCGCUGGCCAAGCCUCUCCGCGUUCUCUUUCUCUUCCGCGCCUUCCUCUUCCGUAACUUCUGCUAAACCCGCCGCCGUCGCCGACGAAACGGCGCUUCAAAACCACAAGAAGAAUGGUCAGAACCUCCGCAGCAGCACCUUCGGCUUCCGAUUCAGUUCCAGCCCCGGCAGCACCCCCAAGCUCACGCGCCAGCGCAAGCUCCGCCAUCUGACCGACAAGGAUGUCGCCAGCAGCGACGGCAUCCCUGCCUCCUCCAGAUCGUCGCCGCCCGAGCCGCUCAAGCUCUCGCGGUCUCAAAGCACUUCCUCGUCGCCGCCGAGGAUCUCCACCAGGGUGCCGCCUACCUCUCCUGUCCCCGUCCCCGUCCCUCUCCCUUUGCCCCAAGAGCACGAUUCUUCUCGAGAGAGAAAUAAUGGCGGUGGAAUCGGCCCUUCUCUUUCCACUUCCGCGCCUUCCAGUGUAUUGGUUGGCCGAGAAACAAAGAAGGCAGAGCAGCAGCACCAGGAGACGAGGUCCAGUCUAGAUUUAAGCAAUUAUAGGCACAACAAAGCCGCUAAGAGUACAUCUGAUACUCCGUAUGCAAGUCCCGAAAUCAGUCCACAGAGGAUAAGGCAUGCUUUCAUCACAUCUCCAUACAACAACCUGAUUCCAAACGGGAAGCAAGGUUGGUCUGCACCCGAGAUGGCUACACUAGAUAUACCAGGGCUCCCACCACCUGCAUUCUUAGAUUUGAGUAGUGAUAGUUCGCCCAUUCAAAGCCCGGCAGCAACCAGAAGUCCUCCAUCUCCUGUGGCUGCUAGAACUUCGUUUGAGACUUCAACUGCCAGGCAACGUGACAACAAUGCAAGUGUAGAGGUCCACAAGUUGCCUCUUCCUCCAGGAGCGAAUCUGUUAUCUCCAACGCCGACUGCUGCUGCUGCUGUUGCUGUCGUUCCUCCUGUUGCCGCUGCUGCUAAACAAGAGUUUGUACCCAUGAAAAGUCAGUGGCAGAAAGGGAAGCUUAUUGGGCGCGGUACAUUCGGAAGUGUUUAUGUUGCCAACAACAGGGAAACUGGGGCCUUAUGUGCGAUGAAGGAGGUUGAUAUGUUUCCUGAUGAUCCAAAAUCUCAAGAAUGCAUAAAGCAACUAGAGCAGGAGAUUAAAGUUCUUAGCCAGUUGAAGCAUCCAAACAUUGUGCAGUAUUAUGGUAGUGAAAUAGUUGAGGACCACUUUUAUAUCUAUUUAGAAUACGUCCAUCCCGGUUCAAUCAAUAAGUAUGUCCGUGAUCAUUGUGGAGCUGUAACAGAAUCCAUCGUUCGUAGUUUUACCCGCCAUAUCCUCUCUGGAUUGGCAUACUUGCAUACCAUGAAGACAGUACACAGGGACAUAAAAGGAGCAAAUUUGCUUGUGGAUGCAUCUGGGGUUGUAAAGCUAGCAGAUUUUGGGAUGUCAAAACAUCUUACUGGACCAGUAGCUGAGCUUUCAUUGAAGGGAAGUCCUUACUGGAUGGCACCAGAGCUUAUGCAAGCUGUUAUGCAGAAGGACAAUAACUCUGAUCUUGCACUUGCUGUUGACAUUUGGAGCUUAGGCUGCACGAUCAUUGAAAUGUUCACUGGGAAACCUCCUUGGAGUGAGUUUGAGGGUGCCGCAGCUAUGUUCAAAGUAAUGAGGGACACUCCACCUGUACCCGAAACAUUGUCAGCCGAUGGCAAGGAUUUCCUUCUUUGGUGCUUCAAAAGAAACCCUGCAGAGCGGCCGUCAGCUAGCUUGUUACUAGAACAUCGGUGGUUAAAACAGCUGCAUGAUGUUCCACCCUCAUCUACACCACAAAUCAAUGGCACUAAACCAAUGGACACGAGCCGUAGCCUUAGAGUGACUGAUUGCAGCACUAGUAGGGCCGAUCCAUUGCCACCAAAACUUCCAACCUCACGAAGCUCCAAAGGGAAGUUCGUCUCUGACAACCCUCCGAUGUUAAAUACUCGUGCUGUUCAGCAAGAGCGCCCAAUGAUCUCAUGAGAGUUGAGACCCCCAACAUGAUCCCCUGGCAGUAGUUUUCCCCUGAUUUUUGGGGCAGGGUUCUCUCAAUUGGAAAGGAACUCAGUCCGAUCACAGCAGCAAACCUCGGCCUAGUGUAUUUUGCAUGGCGACGAAGUAAGCUGACUAGAGGAAUAGAGAAUCGAAGUCCCUCCCAAUUGGCAAAUGUAUACAUAUGUACUAUAUAAUUUUUGAGCCAAUUCAGGGCAGUACCCUUAGCUUAGAUGAGGGGUAUCCUGACUGAUUGGUUUCUUAUACGGAUUCUUCUUCCCAGCUGCCAGGGCGGUGAUGGUGACUGCGAAGGUGGAGAGAAGAAGAAGAGGAGGAGGAAGGUGUUGUUUUGCCUCCAUCUCUAAUGUUUGUGUAAUAUAAUGUUGAGGGAAGCAGACUGUGUAGAGACAGUGUAGGAGAAAAGGCAAGACUGGAAAAAGGAAGAGUGAUCUUUCUUGCCUUUUAUUUGAAGGUGUUUACACCUAAAAAUAAUUUGGCUUUAGUUAGCGCCCGCGUCGCGAGAUUAACGAUGCUGGUGAUAAACAAUUUCAGCGGUG
Linum trigynum is the source of this 3165-nucleotide messenger RNA. Lineage: Eukaryota; Viridiplantae; Streptophyta; Magnoliopsida; Malpighiales; Linaceae. The record is from the annotation of a GenBank genome assembly.